Molecule: messenger RNA, 3924 nt
Organism: Leptidea sinapis
Lineage: Eukaryota; Metazoa; Arthropoda; Insecta; Lepidoptera; Pieridae
Exons: 9
Coding region: 1-1434 (477 amino acids)
Source: RefSeq, a predicted model, not a curated record
AUGAAGUCGCCAGUAUACGCCGUUCCAUAUCCACAAGGUCGUACAAAACCACCUGCUGAAACCUCUGAAGAAAUAAACAAUGAUAUACAAUAUCCGAUCCUCGAAAAACUAUCAAUAUUCAAAAACAUCGUAUCGAACAGAAACAAAAAGAAAGAAGAUACAAAUCUUGCCCUUAAACCUCAACUACACCCAGCACACGAUACAUCACUGCAACAUCCAGAGAGAAAGAUCGAGAAGAAAGAUCAGGCGAAACUGCCCGAGAAAAUACCAGAAUUUAAACCGACACUACCUGAUAUAUUUCUUAACCAACACAUAAAACUAUCCGACGGGUAUUUAACUGAUUUUAAACAUGAUGAUUACGAAGAUUAUUAUAACGAUGAAAAUCUGUACGAUGACUAUAUGCAGAGCAAUUCAAUGACAAGUUAUUUGAUUGAAAAAGUGCAAGAACUACACGAUUGGCUAACUUCGGACGCCGAUUUUGAGACUGGCAAAAAUCGCGAGGACAAAAACGAGUUUGGACAAGUCCUAAAAGCAUUAAACGAUAGUCUAAUUGAAGGGAAUAUAACAAUAAUUAUGAGCAAAUUGAGGGAUAUGUAUUUCGGCGAUCGUAAUUAUACUUUUGACAAUAGCAGUCGGAAAAUAAUCUUGACAAACAGCACCAGUUUACUUUCGUUUGGUAUUUUGACGUUGGAUGUCAUGCUUCUACAUAAUAUUCAAGAGAUGGCGUGGGAGAAUCAGGAAGGUGCUCGGAAUAAGAUGUUAAAAGAUCCAGAUGUAUUCGCUUUCAAUGCAUUAUUCAUGGAGCCAAGCAAAGUAGAAUCCAAGAGGAACGAAGGUUUUCAACCAGUGUAUCCAAAACGCCAGAACCGCCAAGAAGAUAACUUCGGUAUCGAAAAGAAUCUUCUAGAAAACGUUCUCGAAAUAGGAAUGAGUACAGCAAGAGCCGCCAUACAGUUGGGGAAGGCGUAUAAAAAUACUAAGUUAAUUUUAAAUCAGCUAACAAACAGAGAAUCGUUGAGUGCCAACAUUCAGAACCAAAUGUCGCGUAAUUUAGAUGCCAACACACACGCACUGAAUCACCUGCAAACAUCUUUCAAACAUGACAACUCAAGUGUUGGUAGCGCUGAUGAAAUACACACGGACUUAGAUUGUGUAUGGAUGUUGUAUUGCAAGAAUUUAGGAGCCACGGCUAAAUUGAACGCGCCUUACGGGACCAUGGCAAGAAUUAAUGGUUUGGCACUCAGGAUGCUGGCUGGAGAAAUCUCAACAGACCGAGCGUUGGAUACAAUGUUGUACGAAGUUCUGACUGGCUGGACGGAGCUGAGAUGUCAUGAUAUGUUUCCAAGAUGCAGCAAAGUGGACGCGGCCUCGAUAGUACUAGAUUCGAUAUUACAACCUUUAAGAAAAGGACAGAUUAGUAAUAAGUUCUUAUAACAUUUAGUAAUAAAUUAUUUACAAUAAGUUAAAAAAUUAAUAGCGGAUGGGUUUGGAUGUGUGCUUCGCGAAAAGACAUUUAAAAAUAUAGACCAAUAAUAACUAGGCGAUUAAACCGCACAGCGGUCAAGUGACCUCUACUAACAAAAUGACGUUUGAUGCGCGUUCAGUCGGCAUUCAGACAUAGAACGUGAAACGCAAGACGAAGAGCGAUAUUUAUGCCUUUUCGUGGUGUAAAAAUCGAAUUGUAGUUCAAAUCUAAGCUCACUGUAACAUUACCUUUAGCCGGUAAGUACAAUUGACUUAGAUUACUUAAUAAAUAUAAAAAUUAACACGUCGUAUAUUAUUGUGUAUAAUCCGACCAAAUUAUGAGAGUUGCAAUAACACAAUUAUCAUUAGGUCGUUAUUGACGCGUUAUACCGCUUUUGGCGGGAAGCGAUAUGAUUGGUCAAUUAUAAUCGCGUCAUGGACGCCAAGCCCAUAUCCCCGCAGACUCGGACUGCAUAGUAUUAGUUGUAUUGUCGUUUGUAUAUCUUUAAAUGUCUUUGCCUUUUCCCUUCCGUUGUACAACAUCUUCCCCAGACUAACUCCUUCCCAAUUGACAGAAUGGUAUGUUUUAAUCAUUAACAUUGGUCGUUUUCAAUAACCUAUCUAUCCUUUUACGUUUACUUACAUUUCAAUAAACUAUCGACAGAGAGCAUUGGACUAUAACUAAUAAUAUAACUAUAUUGGACAUAACUAUGGAUAAAUUAGAUCUUAUCAUUAAACGGUGAUAGCUGAUAGCAAUGUAUCCGUAACUAGUGAUACGUUAUUGAAAACGGCUGUUAGUAUACGAGAGUAAAGUCAACAAGGUUUAUGGUUGUAAUGCAACUUACCGGUGGGAGGCUCCUUUGCACAGUAUGCUGGCUAGAUUAUGGGUACCACAACGGCGCCUAUUUCUGCCGUGAAGCAGUAAUGUGUAAGCAUUACUGUGUUUAGGUCUGAAGGGCGCCGUAGCUAGUGAAAUUACUGGGCAAAUGAGACUUAAUAUCUUAUGUCUCAAGGUGACGAGCGCAGUUGUAGUGCCGCUCAGAAUUUUUGGGGUUUUUCAAGAAUCCUGAGCGGUACUGCAUUGUAAUGGGCAGGGCGUAUCAAUUACCACCAGCUGAACGUCCUGCUCGUCUCGUCCCUUAUUUUCAUAAAAAAAAACUUGGCAAAUUAACCGCAGUUUUUUUUUUCAAGAAAACAAUUAUUAAACGACACAGUACUAUCCAGUGAAAGUCCGCACCACAGAUUACUUACAGGGUGUACCGAAAUGAUAUAAUAGAACAUUGAUUUAUUUAUUUAAUUGAAUUAAUUAAUUUUAUUUUUGAAUUGAGUGUUUCACAAAUCAUUCAGUAUAAUGUUAUAAAGAAAUUUAAAUAUACUCGAAUAUGCAUUUAAAACUUAUGUAUUGUAGUAAGUUAAGAUACAAUUAAUGUUGAGGCUAGAUAAUGAAAUAUUAGACGUAUAGUUAAGAUAUUCAUAAGUUAAAAUAUACUAGCGUUUAGACGACCCGAGAGCCUGAUAAUUUGUAAUGAGACAUGGAAUAACUUACCAAUAGGUGUGUCGUUGUUUACUAAAAGCAUAUCAAAGUUUUACUUUAAUAAAUAACAACAUUUACAUUAAACACUAACAAUAGUUACAUGAAACACUGAUAAAAACAAAGAAAAUAGCGUGGAGCACUGGAACAAAUGAGUAAUAGUCUAUACACUACACCAGAGGUGCUCAAACGGUCGAUAGGGAUCGACAGGCCGAUCGCGAGUACCAUUUGAGUCGAUCUCGAGAAAAAAAUCUUGUAUAUUAACUAAAAUCGGUAAUUACGUUUUUUUAUUUACCAUCUUAUGAAAAGUAUGCUCAGGACAUGCAGUGUCAUGCAGAUUCAACAUCCAAAGUCACUAUUUAGUUAAGCUUAGAACUUUAGAACGCGUUUGUUUUGUAAGAACCUUUGACAUUUAAGAGCAGACCUACACUUACCUUGACGCAAAACUAAUAUCUAUGUCAUCGUGACACUCUACCUAGACGACAAUCCUUGAUCACACAUACUUGAAGCCUCUCAGAGCCAAUCGAUCGUAGUCUAACAAUUUUGAGGUAGAUCGCCAGCAGUUCAAGCUUGAGCACCCUUGCCGGUCAGCUGCUGCGAACUAUAGGCGCCGCCCGACUGUCACGCGACAUGCAACACACAGACGAAAACGGUUCAGACUAUGUAAUAAAAGUUUCACUUUAAUAAUAAAUAUUAACUAUCCUGUCAAUAGGAAGUGUACGACUUGUCAUUCAAAAUCGGUUAGUCACAAUAAAUUCCCUUUCCAUUUCUUCCUCGUUCUAUCUCCGUUAUAGGUAUGUCCUUCUCUUUUACUCGCUUUGUUCGUCUACUCGCUGGUAUAUUGUAAGUUUAGGAUUACAAGUUACGACCUAGGCUUAAGUAUUGACCUAGACGCGACCUUAUUAAGAGUUAAAAAAGAUUUGCCACAA